UUUGUUGUUUAGGCCAUUUUGGUGUUUGGGUGUUUCUUUUUUUCGGGCGGUCGAGUCCAGGUAAGUCCAGGGGCGGGAUAGUGCCCGGUUUUAAUGCUUAUUUUCAGUUUGGCCCGCUCGGCCGCCCCUAUGAUUAGCUGCAAUGGUCUGGCCCCGAAUUUGUCACGCCCACGCCAGCCAUGGGCAGCCGGGUCCCACCCUCAGCCCUGCUUUCGACCUCCUUCCCCUCCAGCGGUGUGGGCUUCACUCUGAGGCGUUUUUUGUAACUCUGGCCCAGUGAUUGGGCCCAACCACGGCUGCGGGUCCGUUCGGUUAAUCGUCAUUCGGUCAAGCAUUGAACGUGCAGCGGCACCGUGAGCGGUUAGCUCGGGGUUUCUCGUUUCGAUUGGAUGAGAUCAGUGUCCAUUAUGGCCGAAUCGGAGGAACACUUUGAAAAUCACGCGGACUUAGGUCCGCCCGAAGAUUAUGGCGGCCCUCCACCGCGGGCCAUGGACGAAAGAGAAGCCCCUGGUGCCCCAGGAGAGUACGAAAGCCAUCCAUCAGAAGGGUUUGAUCAACCUAGUGGCGGAGCUGACGAAUAUAAUCACGACUAUCCACCCGAAAACCCGGAUGAAUUUGGUGGUGGGGGUGGGAUGCCACCAUGGCGGGGACGUGGGGGUCCUCCGCCUCGAGGUGGACGUUUUAUGCAUGGACGUGGUGGUUUUGGCCCCCCUGGAAUGCAUGGCCCCCCUCGAGGCCAUUUUUCUGGCCCGCCACGCGGGGUUGGGCCCCCUAAUGGCUUUGGUCCGCCUAUGCGAGGUGGUCCUCGAGGGUUUGGAUCGCGAGGUCCUCCUCCCGGUUGGGGUGAUCCCAAUUUCCGACCCCCGCCAGGUAUGGGACCUCCACCAGGUAUGCCGCCAUGGAUGGGACCACCCGGUGGACCCAUGGGUCCGAAUGGUGGUCCACCUGGGUGGGGUGAGGGACCGCCUCCUGACAACUUCGGACCACCCGGUGGUGCAGGUGCUCCAAAAUCAAAAGUCGACUUGAGCGGUGAAGUGUGGAUCGAAACCAAAGUUGAAGACGGUUCCAAAGCUUACUACUAUCACGCCCGAACAAGAGAAACCACAUGGACUAAACCGGAAGGCGAUGACGUGAAGAUUUUGACUCAGGAAGAAUUGGAGAAACUGGGCCAAGAGCAACAACAACCACCCCAAGGUGGAGGUCCCGAGCAAUAUGGAAUGGGUCCGCCACCCGGUUUCAUGGGAGGCCAACCCGGCUUUGGGCCGCCAGGUGUGCCACCACAUGCCAAUAUGCCUCCUCCCGGAUUUGGUGUACCGCCGGGGGGAAUGCCACCACCGUGGGCUAUGAAUCAAGGCCCCGGGUUCGGAUCCUGGGGCAAUGAUGCCUGUCCAUGGUCUGAACAUUCUGCUCCGGAUGGGAUCAAAAAGUACUACUACAACAGUAAGACGGGCGAGUCCGUGUGGGAAAAGCCGCGCGAGCUUAUUGACUUCGAGUCAAAACAAGCAGGGAAUGACGCUCCCGGUGCAUCAAUCAGUGCUGCUCCAACUGUGGGACGUGUGGCUAAUGGUGGGUUAGGCGAAGGUGCACCCUUAGCCAUGUCGGUCGACAAGGAGCCACCUGCUGUGUCAAUGAAGCCCGAAAUGACUAAUCUAAGUUCCAUGGCCAGUCAUUCGGAAAUUGAGAAAAACUUGGCCCUUAUGGCAGCAGCUAAGCUUAGUGGUCAACCCGAGAAACCCAAAGAUAAGUCUCGACCCGUGUCAAGCACUCCCGUGGCUGGUACUCCUUGGUGUGUGGUUUGGACCGGUGACAAUAAAGCCUUCUUUUUCAAUCCAACCACCAAAACCUCCGUGUGGGAGCGUCCUCCAGAUCUAGUUGGAAGACCUGACGUUACCGAGAUGCUCAUUUCGUCGGCAGCCGCUGAAAAGCUUAAAGAGCGAAAUGCCAAUGCUUUGAAGAAGAAGAGAAGUGAUUCCGAUCUCGAUGGACCAGAAAAUGGUGCUCCACCUCCCAAGCAGAAAAAAGUCGAAACCCAGCUCGUGUUCCAAGACGAAUUAGAUAAGAAAGACGACGAGAUAUCGAUCUUAUCAGAAUCCAAGAAAUCCAUCGACAAAGGAAAAGAAGCAGCCAUUGAGGCUGAGGUUCGUGCAGCCCGGGAGAGGGCACAAAUUCCAUUAGAAACCAGAAUGAAACAGUUCAAGGAGCUCUUAACCGAAAAAGAGAUCUCAGCGUUUUCUACAUGGGAAAAAGAGCUUCAUAAGAUUGUUUUUGAUCCACGCUAUCUCCUCCUCACCUCGAAAGAACGCAAGUCAGUGUUUGAAAAGUAUGUCCGUGAACGGGCUGAUGAAGAACGUCGAGAGAAGAAAAAUAAAAUCAAAGAAAGAAAAGAGGCAUUUAAAAAGCUCUUGGAAGAGGCGAACUUGACCAGUCGGAGCUCAUUCUCGGAAUUCUCUUCCAAACAUGGAAAAGACGAUCGGUUCCGCAAUAUCGAGAAGAUGCGAGAAAGGGAGUCUAUGUAUAAUGAAUUCAUCAUUGAAGUGCGUCGCAAAGAAAAAGAUCAAAAGGCCAAGAAACGUGAGCAAGCGAAAAAAGAUUUCUUCAGUUUGUUAAAGGACACCGACUGCAUAGAUCGGCAUUCCGAAUGGAGCGAAGUGAAGAAGCAAAUUGACACGGAUCCCCGUUAUAAGCUUGUCGAGUCCAGCUCGCAAAGGGAGGAUUGGUUCUUGGACCAUAUUCAUCAUCUCAAGGACUUGCAUCGGAAGGAAAAAGAAAAGAAGAAGAAGAACCGCUCUCGAUCCAGAUCGCGAUCCAGAGAUCGGAAAAGUCGCAAGGAGGAAAAAAAGAAAGACAGGAAGAAAGACCGAUCCCGCAGUCGCUCUCGAGAUCGGAAAGAAAAGAAACGUGAUCGCAAAGAAAAGGAGAAGGACCGAAGUGAAAAAGAAGAAGGCGAAAUGUCUGACGAAGAGGAAGGGCGUUAUCGAUCUCGAGAACGAUCCACAUCCGCCCACUACGACUCGAAACCGGCUUCUCGAUCCGAUCGAGUUGAAUCCGAAAAAUCCGACCCGCGGGACGCCUCCCAGUCAGAAGCGGAAAAUGGCGAAGAUACGGGCAAAGAACUGGAAGAAGAGCGGAGGCAGAAUGAUGAUCAUGAAAAAGAAGAGAAGGAGGAGGAAGAGAGUGCGGAAAGCAAAGAGCAACGAGAAAAGCAAGAGCGCAUCGCUCAGAGUUUGCGAAAACGAGAAGAGGAAGUUCAACGUGAAUUAAGCGGGCACCUUCAUGCUCGAGAUAAAGAGCGAGAACAACACAAAUAUCAAGAAGCCAUAAGCCAUUUUCAGGCCCUCCUCACCGAUUUAAUCCGUCAUCCGGAUUUCACUUGGAAAGAGACGAAGAAGAUCCUCAAGAAAGAUAGCAGAUACGAAUCUGUUAGUUCCCUAGAGAAACCGGAGCGAGAGCGUCUGUUCGAUGAGCAUAUUGACCAUCUGAUUUUGAAGAAAAAAGAGAACUUUUGGCAAAUGAUGCGCGAGUGCAAGGCCAUAAAUUUAGACUCAAACUUCAGGGAUGUCAAAAAGCUACUCCAGGAAGAUCCUCGUUAUUCGAAGUAUUCGAGUUCAGAGCGCAAAUGUGAGAAACAGUUCAAUGAAUACCUCAAAGAGCUCUUAUCCAAAGCUAAUUUGGCAUUUCGAGAGCUUCUCAUGGAAACUAAACGGAUCACUGACAAGUCAUUUGCCCUGGCUCGUGAUAAGGAAUCAGACCAUUUGAGCGAAAUUGAACAGUUGUUGAAACAGGACAAACGCUACACAGAUUUGAACAGCUAUCCCGAGGAUCGCAAAAACAUACUUUUUGCCUACUUGGAAGAGAUGGAAAAGCGUGGCCCCCCUCCUCCGCCCACAGCCUCCGAACCGUCGAGGCGGUCCUUCAAGACCUAAUCAAAGACCGUUCUUCUGUCCGUUAGAGUGGAUAUUGUCCUUAUCCUAGUACCCGUAAUUAUAUGCUGUUACUGAAAUUUACCAUCAUCACUUCUGUACCACUGAUACUAUUGUGCUCACUUAACUAAUAAAUCCCCAUUCCUUUUGUGCCAGAGUGUGGCUCAUGAAAGAAUGAUGGCACAGCUUGAUCGCCGGAAAUGAAUUUCAUUGCCUAUUAUUUUAUUUUUUGCUCUGUCGGAAGAUUUUUCCAGAGUCUAUCACAUUUCUCGUUCCUUUCAG
Tigriopus californicus is the source of this 4202-nucleotide messenger RNA. Its product is annotated as transcription elongation regulator 1-like. The transcript is spliced from 3 exons. Lineage: Eukaryota; Metazoa; Arthropoda; Copepoda; Harpacticoida; Harpacticidae. Gene Ontology annotation, molecular function: RNA polymerase binding; transcription coregulator activity. Gene Ontology annotation, cellular component: nucleus. Bases 390 to 3923 code for a protein of 1177 amino acids. The record is from RefSeq and is a predicted model, not a curated record.